GUCAGUUGACGUCAGUGUUACAAAACGCAAACACUGGCCUUUAAAGUGAACGCGAAGAACUCAAGUAUGUUUGUGUGUUUUUGCGGCUUUUUCUUGUGGUAUGUUUCUUACUAACUUGUUUUGUAAACGCCGCCAUGCAAGACGAAACUGACACAGAGCAGACCUCUGGGUACUGGUCUUGGUGGCCGUCUUGGAGACCAACAUCUAUGUCGCUGUUGAAAAGUGCAGAGGCUAAAAUUCUUGCUUGUCUUAAAAAUGACAUGUGGUCCAGGUUUGUGACUUUGCCAAAUCAAAACAGAAUAUGGACCCUUAAAGUGACCAACAAGACAUCGCGCAAAUCUACAGACCAAGCCAGUCAGACGCCACUUGUUAUGGUCCAUGGGUUUGGAGGGGGUGUCGGCCUCUGGAUUCGUAAUCUAGAUGCAUUGAGUCGCUCUAGACCCGUCUACGCCUUUGACCUGCUGGGUUUCGGUCGCAGUUCUCGUCCUUCAUUUCCGACGGACCCCUCAUUGGCUGAAGAGCAGUUUGUUAGUUCCAUAGAGCAGUGGAGACAAUCGAUGGGACUGGAACGCAUGAUCCUAUUGGGCCACAGUCUGGGUGGUUACCUGGCAACAUCCUACACCAUACAGUAUCCUGAGAGAGUCAGUCACCUCAUCCUGGUGGAUCCGUGGGGUUACCCUGAGCGAUCACAGCAGCAGUCACAGGGAUCAGGAGGUCAAGGGUCAGAGCUGAAAAGGGUAUCACCACCUCGCUGGCUUAAAGCUGUGGCAUCAGUGAUCAGCCUCUUCAACCCUCUUGCUGUCAUCAGAGCGGCUGGACCGUGGGGUCCAGGAUUGGUGAAUAGACUUCGUCCUGACUUCAAGAGGAAAUUUGAGGAUUUGUUUGAGGACGACACCAUGACACAAUACAUUUACCACUGUAAUGCUCAAAGCCCGAGCGGAGAGGUGGGUUUCAAAGCCAUGACCGAGUCUUUUGGCUGGGCGAAGCGGCCAAUGGUCCAGCGUGUGAACUUACUGCCACCCUCGAUGCCCGUCACCAUAUUGUAUGGUGCUCUCUCCUGGGUGGACAGCAGCACGGGAAACACAGUGGUUCAGAUUAGAGGCAAAAGCCCCACCACUAUCAUACUCAUCGAAGACGCCUCCCAUCACGUGUAUGCCGACCAGCCGGAGGAGUUUAACCAGACCGUUCAGAGCAUCUGUAAUACUAUAGACUGAGAAUCAACAUAAAUAUAUUUAUAAGAUAAACAGAAUGUCACAGGAUUUUUUUAACGAAUGAGGUCUGUAAAACGCAGCCUAAAUAUUGUUGGAAAAGUUUCCCGAUCUGGGAUAAAAUCACUCGAGUGCCAGUUUGAUACAAAAGACCUCAUAUGUUCAUAAAGUCAUUUUAAUAUGUGUGGCCUUUAAUGUGUAAAGACUAAAGGAUUAUACUGCUGAAUGUAGUUCACUUUCUUCCUGUGGUUUGUAUCUUGUAUUUUAAUCUUUUUUUUUUUUUACAAGUGUGCACUGAGAGGGCCCUGUUAAACAUGGUAAUAUAUAUAUUGCAAAUGUUUAGGCAGUCAUAUUGACUAAAAGGUUUAAUGUAAAAUUACCAACAAUUGUCUGUAUUGUAUAAUGUGCAUCCUAAUAUAUUGUAAAGACUUAAACACA
This is a messenger RNA of Paramisgurnus dabryanus, 1646 nucleotides long. RefSeq names its product abhydrolase domain containing 4, N-acyl phospholipase B (gene abhd4). Gene Ontology annotation, cellular component: lipid droplet; mitochondrion. Gene Ontology annotation, biological process: lipid homeostasis; phosphatidic acid biosynthetic process. The record is from RefSeq and is a predicted model, not a curated record. Lineage: Eukaryota; Metazoa; Chordata; Actinopteri; Cypriniformes; Cobitidae. Gene Ontology annotation, molecular function: phosphatidylcholine lysophospholipase A1 activity; lysophosphatidic acid acyltransferase activity.